AUGGAGGAAGAACAAAAAUUAGACUCACUUGAAAUGAUAAAGGAGCUCCAACAAGAACACCAAGCUAAUAAUGAAAACCCAGAAAUAGAAGAAAUGCAGAAAAAGCUGAAAAUUUCGAGGAAAAAGCAAGAAAAUGCGAAGUAUAAAAGUGCUUUGAGCCAAGAACUGAUGCAAGAACUCCGACAAAAGUUCCAGAAUUCUUUAAAUAAACUGAACAGCAUCGACACACGUGAUGUCGCUACAAAAGAAGUCCGCCUGCUAAUUGAAAGAAACAAUUCAAUGGAAGCGUUAAGGAUUUAUAUCGGUUGCUUAGGUGAGCAUAGAAAAGCAAAAAGCCCGCUAGCUAGGGAGCAAGAAGUGCUUUUAAUUGGAUAUAUAAGCCAAAUAUAUGAAGAAAAGCUAAUUGAAGACAAAAAUAGUCCUCUGAGGCUGCUUGUCAGGCUUGCAGAAAUAGUUCAAAUGUAUUUUAAAGAUUUAAAUAGAAAAGUUCAUGAGGCGGCUGCUGAUUCAAUGUGCAUGAUUUAUAAGUACUCUCUGCCAAAAAACUCCCAGCAAGUCGUUUUUACCUUUAUGUUUGAACCUUUAAACAGUAUUUUGUCAUCUGGAAUUGACGUUCAAGCUCAACAGGCCGCUGCUUUAACAAUUUUCAAAUGAUCAGAGCUGCUUACCCAGGAAAAAGACAAGGAAACUUUAAAUGUCCUGCUUCAAAGAGUCAUGACUCUUUUUCUCAAGCUAAGGGCUGAUUUUGCUGAUUUAGUAAGUGCAAUAGGACUUAUGGUUGAAACUGUUGGAUUUCAAGUGAUAAGUGAAAGUAUAAUUCCCUUGCUAACCAAGCUAAUCCAAUACUUAAAGUGUACAAAUAAUUAUGCGCAUCUUCUGAAAAUCGAAGCCUGCAGAUUAUUGUCGUUUUUUGCUGCGUAUUUUAGAGAAAACGGCGGGUUUGAGGCUGGACAGAUUGUAUAUGAGAUUAUUAAUGCACUUAAAGAAGUCAGGACUGAUAAAUUGCCCUUAGUACAGUCUGCAGCUAGAGAAGCUUUAAAAGGAUGAGAAAUGCUUACUUUCUUCUGCAUUCUAAGCACUAAAAUUAAUUUCAGAUUCAUUUUAGUUGGGCAAAAACGAUAUUAAGUGGUUUUUUUUGCCAAUUUAAAAAAUUGAAAUUUUUUUUUAAUUUAUAGAACUUAUGUUUAAGCUGCCCAAUUUAAUAGGAUUAGCUAAAUUUAUUAUAGUAAUCAUUGCCUAUAUAACAAGAGAAGGAUUUUCGAUGGUUUUAUCAAUGAAGGGAGUCAGCUCUUCCCCCAUUUCCAUUGAAGAUCCAAAAAUUUCUCGAGAAUUAAAAAAAUCUGAUAUAAAAGAAAGUAAAGACUCAAUUGAGCUGCCACAAAUAAAAUCAACAUCCCAGCCUCCAGUCAAAUCAAUUUUCCCUAACCAUUUCAAAGCAAUUCGCGACCUCGUAAAAAUCCAAAAAGAAAAAUCCCAAAAAUCAAAUCUUCCACAAGUAGAAAAAUCAGUCCAAAGAUGAGGAAUUUCAAAGCCUGGAUAUCUGAAAAGAGGUUCUGGGCAAUAUUCAUAUGCAGAGCAUGAAGGAGCAGUCAACAUUAAUCGAGCACUCGACAAAAGAACCAGUGUAAAAGAAUAUUUGCAACAAAAAAGGCUUAAUUCAGCUCCUCCCAGAGAAACUGUAGAAAUUUUAUAUAAAAAAGACUCUCAGCUUAAUGUAUAUAAAAGGCAAGAAGAAAAUAAAGAAAAAAAUUCUUUUAUUGAAGAAAAAGUCAGCGGGAAUGAACAAAUUUCUGCAGCUUCGUGGCAAAAAGAAGAAGAAAAUAAAUUCAUGGGUUUUGAGGUCGCUGAUACUGAAAAACCUACAGAAUCAGGAAAUCUUGGGAUUUACCCAAAAGACCAAUUAAAAGAUGGAGACUUUAUUGUGAGGAAAAAAGUUCCGCCAAAAGUGACAACUACUGCAGCUCCAGAAGAAGUAAACGAAGCUCCAAAAGAGGAGCAAGAAGUUUUUUUUCUACAUGAAAGGCAAGAAUCGCAGUUUUUAAACCCAAGCGACUAUCCGAAGCUUAAGGCUUUGAGAGAAGGUGGGUAUAAGCCUACUCCAAGCUCAUUAGUGUCAGACUCAGUUGAGCUUAAAGGGGAGAACAAGCCUAAAAACCCUCCAGAAAUCUCUUCACAAAAUCAAAUUGAGCAGCUUCAAGAAUUUGAACUAAUUUCAGCUAUUAGAAAUAACCCAGCGCUAAAAGAAGAGUUCUACCAGAAAGCGCUGUCUAUAAAAGCUGACGGACAUUUAAAUAAUUUAUUUAAAAUACCAGAGGAAAGCCUAAAAGACAGUGAAAAAGCCCAGGAAAAUUUAAAAGAUAUUCUUGCAAAAGUACCAAAUGCUGUUCAGAUUGCAAACCCGAUUGAAAAAAUUGAUGAAAAAAUAGGAUCUCCUAGGCAUGUUGAGUCUGCAAUAGCAAAAAAGUCAAGGAGUAUAGAAGAUCCAAGAAAACAAUUUGAGAAAGAAGAGCAUCACUAUGGGCAUGAAGGGUUUCCUCCAGCUUCUAUUGAAAAUCCAAAUGAAAUAGCAGCUAUCAAAGCAGCUAAUAUCAAAAUAAAGGAAAUUGGAUCACCAAAAGCAAACAUAGCUGGACGACAAGAAUUUUACCAUGACGAUGAAUUAGUUCCAAAUAUACCAAAAAAUAAACCAGAUAUGCCAGAAAAUGAGGAUGAAUUCGCCAAUAAAGCUAUUUCUCAAAAAAAAUCAGCUGAAAACAUAGGAAAUCCUGAUAUAUCUAUUAAAAAAAUGCCUAAAAAAGCCCUUGAUAUCCAAAUUCAAAGCCAUUCUUUUAAUUUUAUUCCCCCCAAAAAAGACUCAAAAAUCCAGGAAUUUAAACAAAAUGAGCUAAACUCAAAGCUAAAAGAAGAAAUCGGCCAAAGUCUAACUGAAUUUAAAGCUCAAAUUAUAGAAGAAGUUAUACAGCAGAAGCCUAAAAUUGAGGAUCAAAUUGAAUUUAUUGAAGAAGAGCCAGAAUUGAGAAAAUCUUAUAUUCAUCCCCCUAUAAAAGCACAGAAAAACAGCAGCAUGAAACAAUUUAAUGAAGCAUUCAAAGAAAGCGUGUAUGAGCUUCAAGACCAAAUGGAACAAGCUUUCGAUUUGAUGGCUGGACAGCUAAAUUCAAUAGAAGAAAGAAUUUUUUCAGCUCAGGAAACUCUUUAUUUAUUGACUGCUUAUAAUGAAUUAUCUUUGAAAGAUACUGAAAAAUCAAGCUUAAAGUCCCCAAUGUGGACCCAAACCUUAGUCAGCACAGAAAUCCAAACUUCCUUUGUAAAACCAGACCUAGAAGAGCCUGAAAAGCCAAAAUUGUCACAUAAAGCUUCUCUUACUUCUAAUAAUCCUGAUAUAGACAAAUCCAUACAAGUGUCUCCAGCUGAGCUUGGCCAUAAACCCCCAAGCCCAAAAAGUGCAGAAAAUCCUAAUCCUCAGCCAGAUCCUACAGAUCUUUUAACCCUCACAUGGAGCAGCACAAUAAAAAAGCUAGACCCUUCUAACCUUGAUUCUGCCUACAAAUCGAUCCUAGAAACAGGUGACGACAUCUAUCUAUUACGUCUCAUGCACAAAACUGGUCCCUGCUUUCAUCAUUUCUCCCCUGCCACAUCUAGCGCAGUUUUAUCACGUCUUAGCUUAAUCUUAAACUCAAACUUCAUCGAAAGUCUCAGUCUGACCUGGCUUCUGGAAAGUAUUCAGUUAGGCUGCAUAACAGUUAUUUCUUCUGACGAAAAAACACAAGUAAUUGAUGCAUUAGAAAGGAUAAGCUACUCAAAUGACGAAGAAGGCCAACUGGCAAGUGAGCUUUCGAGCUAUAUUCAACGUCAUAUAUAA
Messenger RNA from Blepharisma stoltei, 3862 nucleotides. The record is from the annotation of a GenBank genome assembly. Lineage: Eukaryota; Ciliophora; Heterotrichea; Heterotrichida; Blepharismidae.